AACAAACGAUGCUUUGGCCCUUUUUAAGUUUCCUUCUUCAGGUCUCCGUCUGUAUAAAUUCCAGUCAAAAUGACAAGAAAACGGAAGAGAACUCAGCCUCCGGGACUCGAAACUGAGAUGGAUGAUCCCAGAGGAAAAGUUUCUCUCCACUCGCUACUUCCCGAGCAGCCCUACAACGGAGAAGAUGAUUCCUUCGACUCCGUUAUCGAGGAGCAGCGCCGCGAAAUCGCCGACGCCAAAACCUUGCACUCUGACAUUGACUUAGCUUUUAAGCUUCAAAUGGAAGAAGCCAUUACCGCCUCUCUUUCCUUCCACUCCUCCUCCUCCUCUAGUUCCCAUUCACCGCCGAAAACCGCUGAUAUCGUUUCCGUCACGAACAACGUCGACGAAGACAACGUGCUUUAUGAUUACAUGGGUCUACUAUUGGAAGACAUUGAGAAGUUGGAUCAAGAACGUAGGGAUCGCGAAUCAUGCGAGAGUUUGAUGCGAGAAAUGAGAAAGGAUUUGGACCGUCGGAUUCAUGAUCAGAAUCUGGCUAACGAAAUAUUGAACAUUCCCGAUAACGAGUGGGAGAAAGACGGAGAUAAUUAUCAGAAGCCGUACGAAGCCGAUGGCGGUUCGUCCUCUUCUUUUUCCCUGAUUAGCGAGUUAGCACUUGUGAAUAGUGAGAGUUUUAAUGUGUAUUGUAAAGGACUGGAGAGUAAAGAGAUGAUUAGGGGAAUGAAUGUUGUGGUGGGUGGUGUUGGUGUGGCGAUUUGUGAUUCGAGGGACAAUGUGAUCUUUGAAGUCAGCAAGGGUUUGGAGGUGGAUAUUUCCAGUAAAGGGAAAGAAGUGACUAGUGAAGAGGCGGUUCAGAUUGAGGCUUUGGUUGAAGGGUUGAAUGCGGCUUUGAGUUUGGAUUUGAAACAUAUCACUCUCUUUUGCGAUGACUUUAUGGUUUAUCAAUAUGUCACAGGAAGAGUUCAACCAAUUCAAACUAGGAUUUCAACUUUAGUCAAUCAGUUGUCUCUUCUUCAAAAGAAAUUUACAGUUUGUAAGUCUUCCCUUGUUGCACGUAAUGAUGUGAAGUUUGCCUUUAAACUGGCAAGAGAUGCUAUAGUUUCUCAGAUAACCUGGCCUGCAGAAUCUGGCAAAGGCAAAAAAAGUUUGAAAGAGACUUGUGUAAUUUGCUUUGAGGAUACAGAUGUGGGUCAAAUGUUUUCUGUUAAUGGUUGUCUGCAUAGAUAUUGCUUUUCUUGUAUGAAACAGCACGUAGAAGUGAAGCUACUUAAUGGAAUGGAGGCUAGGUGUCCUCAUGAAGGCUGUAAAUCUGAAGUGAGUAUUGACGCUUGUGGAAAAUUCCUUGAUCCAAAAUUAGUUGAGAUCAUGAGCCAAAGGAAAAAGGAAGCUUCUAUUCCAGUAACAGAUAAGGUUUAUUGUCCAAAUCAGAGAUGCUCCGCGUUAAUGUCAAAAAUUGAGGUUCUGGAAUACACCAAUGCUUUCUUUGUUGGAGCUGAAAAAUCUGGAGCUAGGAAAUGUAUGAAUUGCCAUUAUUUUUUCUGCAUCAACUGCAAGGUCCCAUGGCACUAUAAUUUGACCUGCAAUGAUUAUAAAAGGUACAACCCUCCACGUGAAGAAGAUGCAAUGCUCAAUUCUCUCGCCAAAAGGAAACUUUGGCGCCAAUGUGUUAAGUGUAGCCAUUUGGUUGAACUUGCUGAAGGUUGCUACCACAUCACUUGCAGAUGCGGAUACGAGUUCUGUUAUACUUGUGGGGCUCCAUGGAAGAACAAGAAAGCAACUUGUAAAUGCCAAAUCUGGGAUGAGCGGAACAUUAUACGCGAUGGACGAAGGCAGUGAUCUAUGUUAACCAUGUUUACAACUAAGAUUUUUGUGCAACUCUCUCUGGUCUUCUCCUCACUCAGAUUUAUACCUAGGAAAAUAGGAUUAGAAGAUCUUUUUGGUUUUUUGCACAUAUUUCCAGAGAUACAACUGAAUCAAACAAUGUAGAUAUACUUGGCAAGGAUUCCAUAUUGACAUAGCUUUUUUUGUCCAA
Manihot esculenta (cassava) is the source of this 2032-nucleotide messenger RNA. RefSeq lists its product as uncharacterized. The transcript is spliced from 3 exons. Gene Ontology annotation, biological process: protein polyubiquitination; positive regulation of proteasomal ubiquitin-dependent protein catabolic process; ubiquitin-dependent protein catabolic process. Gene Ontology annotation, cellular component: cytoplasm; ubiquitin ligase complex. Gene Ontology annotation, molecular function: ubiquitin conjugating enzyme binding; RNA-DNA hybrid ribonuclease activity; ubiquitin protein ligase activity. NCBI's taxonomy places the organism in Eukaryota, Viridiplantae, Streptophyta, Magnoliopsida, Malpighiales, Euphorbiaceae. Bases 70 to 1836 code for a protein of 588 amino acids. The record is from RefSeq and is a predicted model, not a curated record.